Apis laboriosa (Himalayan honeybee) is the source of this 2846-nucleotide messenger RNA. RefSeq lists its product as uncharacterized. The transcript has 14 exons. The record is from RefSeq and is a predicted model, not a curated record. Bases 48 to 2741 code for a protein of 897 amino acids. NCBI's taxonomy places the organism in Eukaryota, Metazoa, Arthropoda, Insecta, Hymenoptera, Apidae.
UGCGUGUUCUUACAAAUUUUGUGUAAAUUAUCAGUUAUUUGUGCAAAAUGGAGCCUUUAUUUCAGUUACAUAUUAAGGAUAUCGAUAUUUUGCUUAUAAAUACAAAGGAGAGAUUGAUGUUAGGCGAUGAAUAUUCUCAGAUCAAAUGCAUCGAUCGAAUAUCCAACUUAUUCAAAAAUGGUGACGUUGUGAAGAAAGAGGCAGUUCUUUCAAAGUUAAUCAAGUUCGACAUACUUUCGAUUAUAUUUGAAAUUUUACAAACCUCCAGUGAUCGUUUACUUCCAUGUAUUCUUGAUUUUUUGGAUUUGGUAUUAAUAUAUCGAAAGUUUUACGAAAGUCACGUAGCCACAGAUGCCUUGGAUUCCAUUUUGAAAAUUACAGUUUGCAUUCUAAAAUCUCGUUGUAAAGAAACUCAAAUAUUAGAGAAGCUUAUUUCAAGUAUUUAUGAUAUACUUUAUAGAGCAGUAGAGUUCAAUAUGGAUUUCAACGUAGUUUGUGUACCGAGACAAGUACUAAUUCUUCUAAAAUUAUUGAUCUUGGAAAAUCUUUGGGAUCAAAAGAUAAAAUUUUCUUCCAUUUUGUUAUUGAAUCUCGUUCUUGAAAACGUUGAUGCUGAAGACGAAUGGGAUGACGGUGUAUAUGAACUGUGUCACAAAGCUCUCAAUUUAAUGAAAGAGAUCGUCGAAUAUAGCGACGAUGAUGUCUCGGUCUCGUAUGCUGCGAAUGCAUUGUGUGCUGUUUGCUCCUCUUCUACACGGUUAUGCAUCACGGAAGACGACAAUCGAGGAUUCUUCGACAAAGUCUCGAAGUUCAAAUCCACCCUGACAAAGACGAUCCGCACAGUAACGAUGAACACGUUGAUACCUUACGUUAAAAAUACAGAAUCAAACGAAACGGACAGGGUUAAAUUCCAUAAGAAUCUUGUGACUUGUCUGAACAACCUUUACAAGCUGAGCAGUCGCUGCGGUCGCGACAACUUGUCAAACCACUUGACCGCCAAUGGAUAUCUGAAGUACUUCUUGCUGUUAACCAUCAGACUUCCAGAAAUCUUACGACGUAGCACUUGCAUGCUAUUAUCACGGAUUAUAAUCACUUUAGCCGAUAAAUCCAUGCCAAUUAUUCAAUCCACAAGUCGAGAAAUAAGCUUUGAAAAUUUGGUGCAUCAAGGAUUAUUGGAUCUUCCAAAAGAUCCCGAACAAUGGAUGAACAUCAUAGCUCAUCAUCAAGGGAAUAGCGCGACUGCCUUAAUGACUCUAAUUUACUAUCACUUCCAUGGAACCAGAGAAACCGAUAUGAUAUGCUUGAAAUCACUGAUAGAAAGGAUCGUUAAUCUUCCUAAAUCCGAGCAGAUACCGGCUCAAAUUUUGAAAAUUUUAUGGUUUCUGUUCGCUGUUGCGUCCGUAUCGCAUCCAUCGCCGAGAUUGGAACAGAAUUACGACAAAGCCGUGAAACGAUUGGCAGCUGCGUUACAAUAUUCCAAGUUGAACGAUUGUUACACUCAUCACAUAGAUUUGAUGCAUUAUUGUCUGAAUUGCCACGAAUUUCCCAAGGAUCUGCGAAACCGAGCGAUGGAUCUGUGGUUGAUUGAAUCUGACGGUGACAUCAAACCAUUGUUAACUCUGGAUUGUGCAAAAGUUGUACAACAUUAUUUAUUGCUUGUUAUACAAACGGGAUACUCGGAUAAGAUAAUCAAUCUUGCGAUGAAGGGGAUUAGAGAGAUGAUACGUGUGGAUAAUUGCAAGGAAAUUGCGGAGAUUACCUGGCACAUAUUGCCUAAUCUUCUUUCAUCUUAUCAACCAUCGAAAGACGAGCAAAUAAAAGCUGUAUUAGAGCUGACCAAUGUGUCCAUUCCGGAUUCCUUAUCACCGAGCAUCAGGAACAGGUGCGCGGACAAUCUUAUAUCCAUCUUCCUACAUCAAGAAGGGGACUUGAAGCUGAGGACACUAGUAAUAAUGCAGUCGUACGCGUUGCUGGUCACGUCCAUGACGGUCAAACCGUUCACGAUUCUAGACAAGUAUUGCAUGGCAUCAAGAUUCUUGGAAGAAUUGCUCGCGCAAGGUUUCUCGAUCGAAACGCCUGAAUUAUCCGCUGUCUGCUUGAAACUCCUCGCGUAUAUUGUACACUGUCAAGAAAAAUCGUCGAUCCAGCGUGGUAAGCCGGUGACGAUUGACGUGCAGAGCUUAGCCGAUUUGCUGUUAAAUACGAGGAGCUACGUCCACUCGUCGAUCAAUGGAAUGCAACUCACGCUGGAACUUUUAACUCAAAAUAUUGACGGAUCACCUGUCAGACUGAACGAGAUCCCUGACGAUCGAGCGGAGGGUUUGAUCAAUCUCUACGAGAUCCUUCAUACCGUUCAUGAAAGAUGCGAGCCAACGCAAAGAGAUAUUGUGUACCAAUGUCUCCAAGGUGUCUUGAAAUUCUGCCACGUAAAUGUCGAGUCUCUGAUGUAUCAUAUGUGCACAUUGAUGAGCAACUAUGAUAUCGUAUCUUCUAUCCUGGAGACAUGCCACGUAAGCUAUCACUUUCUCGAGUUCGUUUCAACCUGGCUCCGCUAUCGAAAAAGAUAUUGCAACGAUGAAGGACCGUGGAACGCGAGAUCACUUUGCAAGACUCCGUUCGAGGAAACUUUGGAUCAGAUCAAGAGCUACGUUGAUAUGGUAAAGAAUUUGAGAACCGAUACAGCGUUUUACAAUCUUCUCUACGCGUUAUCGCAAUAUAAGGAAUAUUUGGGAGAAACGUGAAUGAAAUAUACAGCCUUGAGAAGCUUUGCUUUAACAGUUUAUUCGAUCCGUGCAACAUUGCUCGAUAACAUCGUUAACAUGUUAAAUACGUGCGUACAAAAAGUA